Messenger RNA from Lachancea nothofagi CBS 11611, 3660 nucleotides. NCBI's taxonomy places the organism in Eukaryota, Fungi, Ascomycota, Saccharomycetes, Saccharomycetales, Saccharomycetaceae. The record is from the annotation of a GenBank genome assembly.
AUGGAUCAAGAUGAGGUAGCUCAUUUGCUUGAGCUGGAAGAUAAACUAGCCCAGAUCAGACAACAAAUACACUCAAAGUUAGAAAACCAGAAACAUGUAGCCAUUAUUCUAUCAGCUGUCGAGGAAAACAUGGAAGAACAGCAGCAGGUCGCUGGCGAAAACGUGGUGAACUACCUAGUUUCAUUGAUGUCACUGCUGGACCAAGCUGUCAGCACCGAGACGCAUGAGAUUCGCGAAGUGCAGAUUGCGACCUCAGUAACGUAUCUGCUUGACAUUAUGUUUCGUUAUGUGCCAAAACAAAUGCUGAGAUCAAAGUUUGCCGAGAUUUUGACUAAGCUCGCGCCCUGUAUCACAGACGAAAAAGCCGGUGCGCCUCUGGUUAGACCUGCUAUCGGGUGUCUAGAGACUUUGCUGGUAGCUCAGGAUGCCCAGUCAUGGAACAAUACCCAAAAUCUAAGUAUCGCGCCUAGCAGAGGUCUCAGCGGUCUUUUAGAGUUAUCGUUAGACCCUAGACCCAAGGUACGCAAGAGGGCCCAAGAUGCUGUGGGCCGUAUUAUGGCGAAUCCUCCUGUGUCUCCAUCUGCAGAGCAUGUAGCCGCCCCUCUAGUCGCCGAAUUUGCGAUCAAUGCGUUAGCUUCUGCUGUAGAGGAGGCCUCUUCGGCCUCAAAUAAAAAAAUUCGCGCUCAGGGCGGGGCUAAAGAAAAUAAUGCCAAGUCCAUUCAUAUUUUGAAGCUGAUAAAGUCAGUGCUUUACAGUAAACAAUGGCCAACCACAAGGUUCGACACCCUAUGCGAUCUUCUUCUUGAGAUCUCGAGAUCUGCCGACCAAUAUAUGGUAUCAAGUGCCUUCGAAUGUUUUGAAGCCCUUUUCCAAGCCAUCGCCGAAUCUGCUGCUUCCUCUGGACUUGCGGAUCACAAAUUUACCAAAAUUCUCAACAUUAUUUAUUCCCUGAAACCUUCAAACACGGAUGCCCAUCUCGCAGGUGCCUGGAUCGCUGUAGUUGCCAAGGGAGUUACGACUUUUGGCUUUCAUAACCCAGUAGCAUGUUUGGACAGCCUACCGGAACUGAUCAAAGUGCUAAGCGGGUAUCUCCAGAGCGAAGUCCCUGAGAUUUUCAUCAGUGCUUCUCAAUGUAUUGAAGCUAUUAUGGUUGAAGCAAUCCCAGACGAAAUUCUUUUGUCGCCACCACUUGUGGAGAGAGAAGUUUACGAGAAAGUAGAUGAUACUAUUUCUUUGUUCGCUCAGACAUAUGUCGAUUUUUUGUCGAUCAAAUACGCGCAUUGUGCUCGAGAGGUUCUUGGAGCUCUGGCUGCUGCAUUGAGAAAGUUCAGAUUUAGAUCCAACCCUGACUUUUUGGCUCCUCUGGAAAUUGUUGGCGGUUGGAGAACCAAUGAGGAUAAUUUUUUGGAACUAAGAGGUGAAAUUGAAAGUGUACUGGGUGCUGGAAUUGCCGCGAUGGGCCCUGAUGUGAUUUUGGGCUGUCUACCCUUGAAUUUGACCAAUGCAUCAGAUGAAAACCCUGGUCGCGCUUGGUUGAUUCCUCUGAUCAGAGAUAACACCAAAAAUAGCCACCUUGCGUUGUUUACCAAAGACUUCAUGCCUUUAAUUCAAUACUUCGAGGACAAAAUUGCUACCUUGUCGAGUGAGUCCGUUCAAAGCAAAGUAUUUGAAACGGUGAUAAGCCAGCUCUGGUCGACCUUGACGAAUUUCUGCGAUCUCCCCGUUGAUUUGACCGAAUCAUUCACGGAUGAAUUUGCUGCUGAUCUCUCCUCUAUGCUCUACAGCAAAGUUGAACUCAGACCUGUAAUAUGCCAUGCCCUGAAAAAGCUUGUUAAGAGCAACUACGAAUACGCUACUGGUAUUUCAAAGGCAGACGGACUUCUAGAGCAACAAUUCCCUGUCAGUGAGGGCCAAAAGAAUGUGGAUUAUUUGGCAGCGAAGGCACCAAACUUAUUGGCCGUGUUGUUCAAUGUUUACACUCAAACAGCUCCUAACGCUAGAGGUUAUAUUUUGGAAACGAUUGACGCGGUGCUACAAAUUGCAUCGUCUGAGGAACUCACGAAGACUUUCAACAACGUAUGUGGAUUGUUGAAAAAAGCGUUUGACGAAGAACCUACCAAAGGUCAAGGCGGUCCAUCAUCAAUGAAAAUGAGUGCAACGUUACUGGAUCUAAUCAUAGCAAUGGCCGCGUAUGUUGAUGAAUCCUCCUACUCUGCUUUGUUUUCAAUUUUCAACACCACCGUCAAUUCAGACGAUGCUCUAACACAGAAGCGAGCCUAUAGAAUUAUUACCAAACUUUCGGAAUCAGAACAAAGUUCAAGAUCGGUCAUGCAGUAUAUUGAUGACAUUGAAAAUGUAAUCAUUCAAAGUAGUAAGAAGGUCCACACGUCAGCAAAAGCUAUGCGUCUUAGUGCCAUCAAGCUACUAGUCGACGUUUUACCGCUAGACCACGGAGAGUUCAUUAUUCAAGUCGUACCAGAAGUUAUCUUGGCAACAAAGGAUAACAAUGAAAAAUCGAGGGAAGCAGCUUUUAACACUUUAAUUUCCAUGGCCAAUAAAAUGAGUCAAGAAGGAUGCGUCAUGAGGCUUUCUAAAGUGCCAGGUUAUGACGCUGCCACUCCAGAUCAACCAGCAAGUGUUGCUGAAUUUUUCAAGAUCACAUCAGCUGGUUUAAUUGGAGAAUCGCAGCAUAUGGUAAGCGCCACUGUCACUGCUUACUCGUGCUUGAUUUUUGAGUUCAAAGUUCAAGUCCCCCCUGAUGUACUCAUGGAAAUUUACGAUACAAUCGAGCUUUACUUGACUUCAAAUUCGAGAGAGAUUGUAAAAAGUGCUAUAGGAUUUGCUAAAGUCUGCUGUUUGGCACUACCGGAAGAAUUAAUGAAGCCGAAAAUACCUUCCCUGCUCCCUAAGCUUUUGCGUUGGUCGCAUGAACAUACAGGCCACUUUAAGGCUAAGGUUAAGCACAUCAUCGAACGGUUGAUAAGAAAGUAUGGAUACGAAUACAUUGAUCAGCAUUUCCCCGAAGAAGAUAAGAGACUACUCGUGAACAUUAGAAAAACUCGUGAUAGAUCUAAAAGAAAGGCAGAAGAUUUACAAACUGCUGUACCCAAGCUUGCAGAAUCUAACACCAAGGGGUCAAGAUUUAUGUCUGCCUUGGACGAGGCUCUGUAUGAAUCUUCAAAUGGUGAGGAGAGCGCGAAAGAAGAAUCUUCUAAUCGGAAUGGUAAAGCUAAUCGCUUCAUCGUGGAGUCUAAAGAAAAUCCUUUGGAUUUACUUGACUCACAAACUCUUGCUCACAUUUCAUCAACCAGACCCAAAAAAUACGACGGCAAAACAAAGAAAAAUGCUGCCGAAGAUGAUGUUUUUAGCUUCGAUGCUGACGGUAAACUCAAAAUGAAAUCUGACAAGAACUCCACUGGAGAUGAAGAGCUGCUAGGUUCGGCAACUAGUGGCAUCAACGCUUACUUGGAUGCAGUCAAAAAUGGUCCUGUUAGAGGUCAAAAGAAUAAGUUAAAGUUCAAAAAAGGAGCUAGAGCCAAUGACAAUGACAUGAGCGAUGGAGAGGCCAGCGAACUACCUCCUCGUAAACUUGAAGCUAAGAACAAAAAGAUCCUAAAGAAAAAGGGAGGGCCAAAGUUCAAGUCUAGGAGAAAGCUAUAA